Molecule: messenger RNA, 2837 nt
Organism: Betta splendens (Siamese fighting fish)
Lineage: Eukaryota; Metazoa; Chordata; Actinopteri; Anabantiformes; Osphronemidae
Product: interferon gamma-like
Exons: 4
Coding region: 1503-2117 (204 amino acids)
Biological process (GO): immune response
Cellular component (GO): extracellular region
Molecular function (GO): type II interferon receptor binding
Source: RefSeq, a predicted model, not a curated record
GCUGGAAGCAAGCUUUAAGAAACUGCUCACUCAUUGCUUUUAAUUAUCACAGUUUAUUUCACAGUAUUUCCUAUUCAUUUUAUUUUCUUUGAACAGCGUUUCACAACAUCUCAGUAGCAUCAUGUGGUGCAUGCAGAGAUUUCCAGUUACACCUUAUUUGAUUCUUAUUUGAUUCUAUGUUAACUCAGUGAUGCUUUUUUUGAGCUUUCUUUUGACAUUGCUCAUGAUGAUUUUUCAGUUGUUUGUAGGCGUGGUGUAAAGUCAAAGUGCUCUGUUUUUAAUGUUUAAGUGAAUACCACAAUGAGCUGUGUAGAGUCGUCAGGUCUUAGCUGGAAAACCAACAUGACCAGCAAUGUUAUUAUUAUCAGUGCUCUUUUUUAACCUGCACCCUGCCCAUUACUGGCCUAUAUUUCACCAAGCUAUUGCAGCCUCCAUAAGAGCAAAACAAAAAACCAACAUCCUUCUAACUUUUUUUUUCAUGAACACAAUGCUUUUGACGUAGUUCUUUAGAUUUAGAGCUCUAACAGCACAUGCAUGUGCAGUAUUUUUGCACAUGCACACGAAUGAGCCAUGGAAGCAGCUCAUGACCAGUGAUCGAUACAAGCGAUAAAUGUACACUUUUGUCCAGGCUGCAGCACCAACAACAGCUCAGCUGCCUAUUCAUUGUCUCAUUUCUUAGUGUUACACUUUAUGUACUGAAUAGGAUAAUAUAAUUAAGCAGACAUAUUAGUCAGUUUAGUGCACGAGCCACAAGCUGGGAGAUUUUUGCAAAUCUAAUACAAUAUCCUGUUUUUUUUGAGUAAGGCCUUUGUAUCUCCAUAAGGCAUGGAUCAGAAUAAACUCCUCUUUAGCAGCAAAUCAUUUCCUGAAACUCACCCAUGAUCCCUGAUGGAACGAUGGGUUCAUUUGUAAUGGUUUCCACUUCUGUUGGGUAAAAUGAUUUCCUGCGUAAGUGUUUCAGGCAGCGCAUUUUCCAACAGUUUCUACUGUACACUCUUGGGUUGCGUGCAAGUAGAGGCCUCUGUCCAAAACCACUGGCGUUCCAGUAUGACCAGUAUGUAUUGUCAUUCCAACAAGAGCUUUAGGAGCUCUAAAUUUUAGCACUUUGUCGAUGAUUUGUGUUCAACAUGCAUGAGUGGGAGAUCCUUCACCCACUUCUAUGAAGUUUGGUGAUUUAAAGGAAACUGCACAACCACAGUUUUCACACCUAGAUCAUCACUGCAUCGCCCGCUCUCUCUCCCCUGCAUGUGUCUAUGUCUCUCUGUGCCUUUGCGUCGCUCUCUCAGAGUUAUAAAUAAAAGCUUUCAUGACAAGUCAAACAGUUCAGGGCAAGAGACACACGACUGUCGCUCACCUAGUUAGACUGUCAGAUCCUCGCUCAGACUGGUUGCGCUUCGUUUUCGGUGUUGCUCUGAAAGGGAUUGAAACCCGGCACUCUCAUCAGGACCGCAUAAGUUUGGGAAUCGAGCCUACGAUUCAAGAGGACAUUAACGAGGGGUGACAUGAAGGUAGCAACGGUAUGCGCAGUGGUUUGUCUCUCUCUCUGGCUGUCUAUGAGCCAGGUCAGUGGCUUCCAGGUCCCUCCAAAGUUGAACAAGACCAUCCAGAACCUCCUGCAGCAUUAUAACAUCCCUCUACGAGAGAGGUUUAAUGGGAAGCCUGUCUUCUCCAAAGAAGCACUGACUGCCCACAUGGAGGUAAGGAGGGUGUUUUUGGGUGGUGUUUUGGAGACAUAUGAGAGGCUUCUUGACAAGAUGUUGAAGCAGCUGCCUACCCCAAGUCCUCUGACAAGUGGGAGCAAAGAUCCUCCUGCCUCUGGUGUCUCUGCUGGUACGGCUGGGUUGGAAACAGGUGAAGAUGUCCGCAAAGGACUGAGUGACAUCCUGGAAAUGGUUCAGAAACUGAGGAAGCGCAACUAUGAUGACUUGGACAAGGUCCUGCAGGGAGUCCACUCUCUGUCACACAUCGAGUUUGAUAACGCUGUUGUCCAGAGCAAAGCAUUGUGGGAGCUGCCACUUCUGUAUGAGGAAGCAAGCACGUUGGAAAGAAGACGGAGACGGCGGCAAGCGCGAAAGCUCAGAAUCAGAGAAGCUAAAACACAAGGAAGCAGAGAGUAAUGAAUCACAUUACAAGAAACAUUACAGGAGCAACACCUACUGACCUAAAGCAGUGUGCCUAGUCUAACUUAUUUUUGUAUUUAAGACCUUUUAAGGAGAAAGUAUUUCAUAUAUUUUAAGAUUACAGUGCACCAGCAAUCUUGGGGACAUGGGUUUUUUUCAUUCAGCAUAAUGAAAGUUAAAAGGUGGUUAGAUCUUGCAGAGUUUAGAGAACUAAACAAUUUUUGCAGUAUAUGGUGUCUUGUCUUAGUUUGAUAUUGCCAUUAGUUUCAUCUAGAAAUACAUGAUUACCUAUUGGAAAAAAAAAGACUCCAUUAACAGCUCAAAUAAUGUGACUGUUUGAAAGUAACCUUUUUAAUUUUGUUGUAAAAAAACCUAGUUAAUUAACCAAAUCUAAAACCACAUUCGCUUUUUCUUUAGUUUAUGCUGUUAAAUACAACAGGAACCUUUUUUUUUAACUUUCCAGCUGUACUGUACUGUAAGAGAAAUGUUUACAAAGUACACCCAAGUUUAACACUGUUGUGCUCAGAUGUAGCUAAAGUCCUCUGAACAUUCAGUCCAACAUUGAAAUGAUUUAACUCCUAAGGGAUUUUUGUAUUUUACUCAUAUAUUUUUCUAAUUUAUUUCCCAUAUUUAUUAUUGUCACUGUUUAUUUAUUUUGUAUUUAUUGAUUGGCGCACGUUGGAAAACAAAACAUUGAAUAAAACAGAAUUAACUUAA